UUUGAGCGUAGCCGUGUGAGGGGGGCAGAAAAGUGAGCUCACUUUAUUACAGUCAGAGAAUAAAGCUGGAAAUGACCCCGUGCUGAGGGACAAAGAUCACUCCGAGUUGCUGCAUCAGUAUGGAGGACAGCAGUGGUGUUGCAGUCCUGGUCCCCCACCCCAGAGGUCAGCAGGAAACUGUAUUUGUACCUGAUCCGCACUUUCACGAUGACCAGAAUCAGCACAAGCAAGCUGCAGACUCGCUCAUCCAGGUGAUCGAGAAGCUCAGUAAAAUCGUAGAGAAGCGGCCAAGACGGUGCACACUACCUGGGAAGAAGAGGCCCUCACUGACUUGCGCCUCAGUGACUGUUGCAGACAGCAGAGAGGGAAGGGGUGGAGCUUCACCCUGCAAGAUGUUGAGGGAGCAGGAUGAGGAGGGCCACACCCGCAGCUGCGCCCCAGGGCCUGCUGUAGGGCCCAAUGUUGGAGGCCCCCGGACAGUUACCUGCUACCAGUGCAGCCUAUGCCGCUUCUUAUCCCCCACAUUGAGCUCCCUGAAGGAGCACCUCAAGCAGCACGACGAGCACCACAGUGACCUCAUCCUUAUGUGCUCAGAGUGCCGUUUCACAUCCAGCCAGCAGGAGGAGCUGGAAGCGCAUGUCAGGCUUCACUUUGAGCAAGGGGCUCGGUCAAGGGAAAGCUUGCGGGGUCAGACAGGGUUUUCCACCACAAAAUCUGAAACGGAAUCUCAGAAAAUACCAGCUGCGCCUAAAAAGUGGUACAGUUAUGAGCAUGGAAGGUAUCGCUGUCUGAUCUGCAGCUAUGAGUGUAGGCAGCAGCGUAACCUGAAAACGCACGCCUGGAAGCAUGCUGGCUUAGUGGACUGCUCAUACCCUAUAUUUGAAGAUGAGGGUGACCAUUGUGUGGUUAAUCCUGUACCAACCCUCAGCAGCAGCCCUUCCUUAGCUCAUAGUAAGGAAGAGGAGGCUAUAGUGGUCCUCACACCUGUAGGACACAAAGGCCAGGUUCUGCAGAGCAGCACCUCCAUUCAGCUGGAGCUUUGUGCACCAGAAGAAGUGAAAUGCAAUAAAGUUAUUGCAGGAGGGGCUGAAGAACUUGAGAGCCCUGUCGGUAAUGUUUUUUCUGUCCAAGGACCUGAUCCUCAGGAGCCCUUGGUGGAAGUUCAGUUGACUCCGGAAGCACAGAUGGAACUGGAGCUGGAGCUAGAGACAGAGAGCCAGCAGAUGAGCUCAGACAGCCUUCUUUCAUCAGCACAGAAGAUACUCAGUUGUAGCAGCAAUGGCUCUGGCCACGUCAACGUCAUUGUAGAAAGGCUGCCCUGUGCCCAGGAACCAGUAGCAAGCAAAUCUCUUCUCCUGAGCCCAGAGGUAGCUGGAGACAAGACCCUGCUUGCUUCCAAAGAACCAGGGCUAGAAAACCAGCCUCAUACUCUCUACUACGAGGAGCAGGAGGAGGUCGUGAUUGGCUGGAGCAGUGGAAACACGCAGCAUGAAACAGAGAAAGGAGCGUCUGGUGAUUCACCCCCAGAUGAGAACAUGCCUCCAGCCCGAAGGCGGACACACUCGGAGUGUUUGAGACUCCACUCUUUGGCAGCAGAAGCCCUUGUUGCCAUGCCCACGAGAGCGCUAGAGCUAAGCAAGUCCACUGUUAAGGGAAUGGUUGGUCUUGGCGCACAGAUCCCAGACACAGGCCAAAGAAUCAUCGAGCUGUCCACAGCUUCUGCUUCCACAGUCCACUCAAAGAAUCCUUCAGGAUCCAUCCCAGGUCCAGCCACUCUGCUGAAUCUUGGCCUAAGUGGGGUCCCGCAGGGUUCCAAGCAAGAAGUCCUGGUUGAGGGACCUUCCAAAGCAGGAAUUAGCAUGUCUCUGCUGACUGUCAUUGAGCGGCUACGUGAGAGGUCAGACCAGAAUGCCUCAGAUGAGGAUAUCCUAAAGGAGCUGCAGGACAAUGCACAAAGUCAGCAUGGUGGAACGGGUACAGGGGUGGUAGUGGGGUCAGGGGACCCCUCUAUCCCAGAGGGCAGCUUGGUAGAGUAUAUCGCCGGGAGCGAAAAGCCGUACCGCUGCCGACUGUGCCUCUACAGCAGUGGGAACAAGGGCUACAUCAAGCAGCACCUGCGUGUCCACAGGCAAAGGCAGCCCUACCAGUGUCCAAUUUGCGAGCAUAUCGCCAGCGACAGCAAGGACUUGGAGAGCCACAUGAUAAACCACUGCAAGACCCGGAUGUACCCCUGCAAGCACUGUAGUGAAACGUUCCAUUAUAAGAGUCAGCUGAGGAACCACGAGAGAGAGCAGCACGGGAUGGGUGACACUUCAACAGCCCUGACGGCUGUCAGCGAAACCGCAGCAAGCACAGACGAGUCUGAGAAGAUGACAGAAGAGGCAGACACAGCCAGUGAUCAAAAAGUGUAUAAAUGUGACGUAUGUGACUAUACCAGCUCCACCUACGUUGGGGUACGGAACCAUCGCAGGAUUCACAAUUCUGACAAGCCCUACAGGUGCUGCAGCUGUGACUUCGCCACUACAAACAUGAACAGCCUGAAGAGCCACAUGAAGCGGCACCCGCAGGAGCACCAGGCUGUGCAGCUGCUGGAGCAGUACAGGUGCUCUCUGUGUGGCUACGUGUGCAGUCAUCCUCCAUCCCUCAAGUCCCACAUGUGGAAGCACGCUGGAGAUCAGAACUACAACUAUGAACAAGUGAACAAGGCCAUCAACGAGGCCAUCUCCCAGAGCAGCCGGUCUCCGAUUGUGCCUCCUAAUGUUAUCCUGGGCAGGAAAGAGAAGACGCCACCCAAUGUGCCUGCUGCUGCAGCAAGUACUCUAGGAGAUGGUUGGAGAGCCAACCCUGGGGAACAGGCCCUGGGGGCUGCUGGGCGGAAGGGGGGCAUGGGGCAGGUGCGCACAGGUAUGGAGUACUGCAUGCUGCUCUUCUGCUGCUGCAUCUGCGGCUUUGAAUCCACCAGCAAAGAGCAACUGAUGGAGCACAUGAAGGAGCAUGAGGGAGACAUCAUCAGUAUCAUACUGAGCAAGGAACAGCAGGGAAGCCAGCCAGCAGAGGCUAGCACAGUGCAGUGAGAAAAAGGAGUGCACACGCAUACAUGUUCACUCCCAGUCUUUUAAAGCUCUUAAAGAGCCAGUGACUUUUUGCACACGAGUUUUUGUGUUUUUUGGCCUGUGUGUACACACACACCACAAUAUUUGCUUCACAGUUGACAUGCACAGCUACGAAAAGAUUCAGUGUCCCAUUUUUUUUUUUAAAUAAACCUUUAUGUCUUUUCUUUUUUUAAAGCUUUAUUUAAUGAUUUUCCCAGUGCAGCAGUUCAGUUUCCUUCAGUUUGCUGGGAUAAACUUUUAAUUCAGGAAGAUCCAAAGCUUAUCCAGAAGGGCGUCAGACUGAAUAAAAAAAAAAGUGUGGCAGAGACGUUCAGUCACUUAGUGAAACGUGUAUUUGGGUAUUUCUGAAAGGUGUUUCAUACCUCAAGUCAAACUUGUUAUACAUAGUAUAUAUGGUAAGAUUUAGAGUUAAUCGUACACAGGGCAGCUUCUAAUUCACUGAGUUGUUGUUGUUGUUGUUGUUGUUGUUUUUAUUAUUAUUAUUAUUACUAAUAAUAAUCAGUACAUUGCUUAUGCUACCUUGGUGGGUAGUUGUCUUCAUGGAAAGGUUUGAAAGGAGAAGGCAGAUUUGGGUUUUUGCCUUCUUGCUUGUGUUGUUGUAUGUGUGAAUAUUUAUAUAGCUUAUUUAUAUGUUUUUUUUGCAUGUAUCCUUCCGUUAUGUUGAUGCAAAGGAGGCAGUUUCUUUCAGAUGCCGUUCUUUGGUGCUACUGACCCUUUCUUUAGCUCAGCUGGGACUGAAGGAAGGGUCAUUUCGGGAAUGUAUCUUAAACCUAUAGAUAAGCCAGUGUAGUGUAUGUUUAUCCGCUACAGUUGAAAAGCACAAGAUAAAUUCUAAAACAUUCUAAUGGUAACUGGUCCAAUAAUCAGGUAGUAAAAAUGGAAGAUUCUUCAUCCAAGAUCUGAUACUGCAGCAUAAGCCAGUGUGUCUUACAUCUUACAUCAGCUGUGAGGGGUUACCACUAUAACGUUAAAGGGGAAGUUCAAUACAAAAUGUUUUGAGUGUUUCUGACAUCUGUUAAGAUGGUCCUGUCUGAUCUGGCUUGUAUUAUGAAUGUAAGCUUUCCAUUCAUGCCCAGUUAAUUCAAAUCCCUAUUGUGAUUCUGAAAACAUGCCAGUGUACAGUUUGUGUAGCUCUCGACUGUUAUUAAUGUUGAUAACCCUAAACUUUCUAGAUUGUCUGUGAAUAGAGAUGCAGGCUAAUAUCAGAAUCAUAUUGAUGAUGCAAAUAAUUGCUUUAAAAUUAGUAGUAGCAAAGUAAACAUUUUGUCGAACAUCAGUUUGAAAUUUAAGCAUUUGUCCAAAAUUUCAAAGCAAUAUUUGACAUUUAUUGUACAGGCAAAGCUGGGCUGUUAGGCUAAAAUGACUGCAUUUCAUUUCUUAUUUUACUGCAUUUGUAACCUUCUACAAGUAUUUGGCAUUUCUCCAUAAUGCUAAUUCAAGUGAGCUUCGUCCCAAUUUCUAAGUUUUGUGUUUGUCAACAUAGAUAUCAGCAGAAAAGCAAGUAGUUCCCUUGCAAGUUCAUCCUUAUUUAACAUGAUAAUAUUAAUUUCCCAUGAAUGCUGCAUGUUAUUAAAACUCAUGUAGUUUCUCUGGAAGGAGGAUGAGUUUUCAGGUUAAUAGAUCUCUGAAAACAGUAUAAAAUGCACAUGGUAAAUGGAAGCAGUAUUUCAGUGAAAAAGCUCUUUACUAGGUAGCUUGACAGGCCAGCAGUAAACACAACCUUGUCCUUUCAUUGUUUUGGCCUGACAUUCAGCAGUUGUUCCCACAUUGACAUGAAAACUGCACCCCAUUAACAUUUUGUAACAUUUAUGUGACUGGUGAGUUUGAAAAAUACAUAAGUUAAAAUAAUGCCAUGCAUACAGGAAAUUGACCCUCUUAAAAUCAUCUUUCAUGUCAAACAUACAGAACAUGUUGUACAGCUGACAUACUGGCAGUUUUAUCAAAUUUGAUUUCAAAGGAAGUUUAUUACCUAUAGACCCGUAUGCCUCCAUUCUAGCCUCCAGUUUCCAGCUGUUGUAUAAAAUGAUUAAAUAUAGCCUCAGUCAUUGUAAGAAAUGUCAAUGGUGACUGACCUCAUGUUAUAACAGUAAAAAUAAUACUAAUUCAGAGUGAUGAUAAUAGGUAAAAAGACCAGCUUUGCCCUUUAUUGGAGUGUUGAAUGGAAAGAGUGCUGAAGUGGAAUCUAAAAGAUGAAAUCUGACCAUGGAAUAACCCUGGAAUAGCAGGGUUACUCUGAGCUGCUUAGUAAAUAUGGCUCAAGCAUUUAUAGUAUGAGCAAAAUGGCUAUCCAAAGUUAAAAAGAACCGUGUUGAGAGGUAAAAGGACCAUUUGCUAUUUUUUAGAAACUUCUCCUUUAAUUGCUAUUGUGGGAUUUGGUGAUGAAAUAUAAGCUGAAUUUUGAAUAUUUCUGUUUCUUUGGUAAGAUUCGAUUUCUGUUCAAACUCGCUUGAAAUCUGUUUCAAUACAGAAACCUCCUUCUCACGUUUUAGUCCAGUUUCGUUUACAUUUAGAAAACCGUUAUUGCUAGAAUUGCAAAAAAAAUGCAUCAAGUAAUUAUUUAUUCAUAAAAUUAUUGCUGUAUAGUUGCUCUACCAUUGAAAUAUUGAUGGCUACCUCCAGUCAAAAUGUUCCCAAAUUCUAUUGGCCUUAACUUUAGCAUGUGUUCUACAUUGCUGCUUCAAAUGCAGAACAUUUACCAAGGGAUGAUUUGCAUGCUCUUACCGCUGUGUCAGUUAGAAAUGCAAAAUUAUGAGCAUAAAAUGAAAUCCAUUAUUCAUGUGUCUUGAGAUUGCGUUCAUGCGGCACCAUGUAUCACAAAAGGUAAAUCUUUUUGUUCUACGAAGGAAAAUGUCAUUAUCAUACCAGAUUGUUAUUGUCUUGGCCUGAUUUACAAUUUAAACUGCAAGUGUCAGGAACUUGGUGACAUGGUCUGAAUUGGAAAUGUGAAAUCAUUGUACUCCAUUGUGCAUUUUAACUGGAGUAUCCAGAGGCAUUUGUCACAUUUGGAAUUGCCUUUUCCACUUUUAUCAAAUAUUUUGACACACAGACGUCCAAUCAAAUUAUUUUUUUUCUGCAGACGCAGUCAGAUGUGAGUAGUUUUUGAAUGUGUUCUAAAUGCAUAUUAUAAGGACUACAAAACAGCAGUGUUUGCAGCAUAUGACUUUUAUAUACAGUACUGUGUAAAAGUUGGAACAGACCAUUAUUUAUUUAAAUUAAAAGUAGUUUAUCUUCGUGUGUGUGUGUGUGUGUGUGUGUGUGUGUGUGUAUGG
Pygocentrus nattereri (red-bellied piranha) is the source of this 6382-nucleotide messenger RNA. It is a transcript of the gene znf507, whose product is annotated as zinc finger protein 507. Gene Ontology annotation, cellular component: nucleus. The transcript is spliced from 8 exons. Gene Ontology annotation, biological process: regulation of gene expression. NCBI's taxonomy places the organism in Eukaryota, Metazoa, Chordata, Actinopteri, Characiformes, Serrasalmidae. The record is from RefSeq and is a predicted model, not a curated record. Bases 120 to 3074 code for a protein of 984 amino acids.